Messenger RNA from Zingiber officinale, 854 nucleotides. RefSeq names its product sm-like protein LSM8. The coding region runs from base 210 to 605 and encodes 131 amino acids. The record is from RefSeq and is a predicted model, not a curated record. Gene Ontology annotation, biological process: mRNA splicing, via spliceosome. Lineage: Eukaryota; Viridiplantae; Streptophyta; Magnoliopsida; Zingiberales; Zingiberaceae. The transcript is spliced from 6 exons. Gene Ontology annotation, molecular function: RNA binding. Gene Ontology annotation, cellular component: precatalytic spliceosome; U6 snRNP; U4/U6 x U5 tri-snRNP complex.
CAGAUGGAAAUCGUCACUUUGCGCCGAACCACCCACCCGAACGCACGCACGCGGUGUUGCUCCACGAACGUCGUAACCCUAGGGCGGCCGUCGUCCUACCGCGCUUCCUCGGAGCUGACCUCCCUCUCCACUUCCUUUUCAGAACUCAAUGGAGGACGAAACUAAUGGAUCUGUGGUAGAAUAAAUACAUUCAAGAAUCUAGCAGUAACAUGUCAACCGGUCCUGGCCUAGAGUCAUUGGUAAACCAAACUAUCUCAAUCAUCACAAAUGAUGGGCGCAUCAUUGUUGGAACUUUGAGAGGCUUUGACCAGGCAACAAAUAUCAUCCUUGAUGAAUCACAUGAGAGAGUUUACUCCACUAGGGUAAGUUACUCAUUAUAUUCUACUGUUAUUUUUUUUUUUUUUUUGCCCAUCUCAACGUUUAAUCCCCUCUGUUUGUUCUUAUUGUCCAUUAUUUUGCAGGAAGGGGUACAACAACUCGCCCUCGGGUUGUAUAUUAUAAGAGGGGAUAACAUAAGCGUUGUUGGAGAGUUGGACGAAGAGCUGGAUCUAGUGAAUGACUUGUCCAAAAUUAAGGCACAUCCCCUUACGCCUGUAAUACAUUAAAUGGUGGAAGUAUUGAUGCUGAUGCACACACAAUAUUAAUGUUGAACUAUACACUGCAGUUCUUAAAAAUCAGGGGAUUCUUGCAUGUUUGUAGAAUGUUUUUUGUUCUUCAGAAACCUAGUUGUGUAGGUGUAGCAACACUCACCGUGAGUGUUUGCUAUGCCAAUUGAAAAUGUCAGCUGUUUAUCAGCUUGAAGAAUCAGUAUUCAUCUUCUGAACAUCUUUAAAUAACCUUAUUUGCUGAUGUUA